AUCAACAGCUUCAUGAAAAAUAUAUCCCAUCAUCGCCAGCGGUAACAACGAAGCUUCACAAGGGCCGACAAAUGCUAGAGAAGUCUUCCUCGUCCAUAUCCACCAUCAUGGCCUCUCCACGAACGACAAGGCUGUUGUUCUCAACGCAGAAGUAUACCUGUGCUCGGUGCACAACUCGCGCAACAGCAUCCGGCCUGCGAUGGUCGUCCACUGCUUCCACGGAACCACCAUCACUACUGACCAAGCUCAAGGCUGACCUAAAGGCAGCCAUGCGUGCCAAAGACACUGCAAGACUAUCUGUUCUCCGAGGCACCAUCUCUGAAAUUAACCAAGCCGCCUCGUCUUCCACCCCUAUUACCAAUGACCUCCAAAUCCUGUCAUUAUUGAAAAAACGCCGUUCAGCCACCCAGACUGCUAUCGACGAGGCAAAGGCCGCCAAUCGUGAAGAUUUGGCGGCCAAGAAUGAGACGGAAAUCACCAUCAUCGACGAAUAUACGGCGAGUGUUAAGAUGAUGGACGCUGCUGAGAUGAGACAGAUUGUGAGAACGGAGGUUAUUGCUCUAAAGGCGGCAGAGGGCGACUCGGUGAAACCUGGAGUGGUCAUGAAGCAUCUGCUGAAGGAAGAUGGAGGACCGUUGAGUGGAAAGACUCUGGAUAGGAAGAUCCUGUCCGAGUUGGUGAGGGAGGAGUUGGCAUCGAAUCAUGCUGCUUCAUGAUGAAGGAUAUUUGUUCUCAAUAAUUUGGGUGAUUAUGCUAUAAAUGCUAUGAUCUCAAUGUUCUCCAAAACGGCAGUACUGCACAUGCUCUGUCGAUAAAUGGCCAAACUCGCUACUCAAAUCAUGAAUACCCUCCAAAGCGCCACAUUGCUCAUGGG
Molecule: messenger RNA, 874 nt
Organism: Exophiala mesophila
Lineage: Eukaryota; Fungi; Ascomycota; Eurotiomycetes; Chaetothyriales; Herpotrichiellaceae
Exons: 2
Coding region: 72-716 (214 amino acids)
Cellular component (GO): mitochondrion
Molecular function (GO): carbon-nitrogen ligase activity, with glutamine as amido-N-donor
Source: RefSeq, a predicted model, not a curated record